CGUGCAGCCUUUUAUUUUGAAGGAAACGGAAAUGGGCGUUUCGUCCUGUUGGAUAUUUAGAGAGCGCUCUGUUAGCUUCGUGGCUAGGUCGGUUGUUAGUCGGUUGUUUUCUUGAAAGCGGUCCGGGGUUCCUCCUUGUCGGCGCUGAACUCCGCCACUGCCCAGUUGUCCAUCGCCUUGCCACGCCCAGCGGCCCAUAAAAUACAGAUGGACCACCAGGACCAAUCCUAUAUGUUUGCAAGCCUCACACGACCUCACUCGGAGCAGCUGCUGCAAGGCCUCCAGCUCUUGCGGCAGGACCAUGAACUGUGUGACAUUGUCCUACGUGUGGGCGAUGCCAAGAUCCAUGCCCACAAAGUAGUGCUGGCCAGUAUAAGUCCUUACUUCAAGGCCAUGUUUACAGGUAAUCUGUCUGAAAAGGAGACCUCUGAGGUGGAAUUCCAGUGCAUCGACGAGGCUGCUUUGCAGGCCAUUGUGGAGUAUGCUUACACCGGCACGGUGUUCAUCUCCCAGGAAACGGUGGAAUCACUACUACCUGCUGCAAAUUUGCUGCAGGUGAAGCUCGUUUUAAAGGAGUGCUGCUCCUUUUUGGAAAGUCAGCUGGAUGCUGGGAACUGUAUAGGCAUUUCUCGCUUUGCAGAGACGUAUGGCUGUCACGACUUGUGCCUGGCCGCGACCAAGUUUAUAUGUGAAAACUUUGAGGAGGUUUGUCAGACAGAGGAAUUCUUCGAACUGACGAGAGCCGAGCUGGACGAGAUCGUGUCUAAUGACUGUCUUAAAGUGGUCACAGAGGAGACUGUUUUCUACGCCCUGGAAUCAUGGAUAAAAUACGACAUCACUGAAAGACAGCAGCACCUUUCUCAGUUGCUCCACUGCGUUCGCCUUCCACUUCUUAGCGUCAAAUUCCUCACUCGACUGUAUGAGGCAAACCACCUCAUACGCGAUGACCACGCAUGCAAGCAUCUUCUGAACGAGGCCCUGAAAUACCACUUUAUGCCUGAACACCGACUGUCCUAUCAGACCGUGUUGUCGGCUCGACCCAGGUGUGCCCCGAAAGUGCUGCUAGCGAUAGGAGGGAAAGCUGGACUGUUUGCCACCCUGGAAAGCAUGGAAAUGUAUUUCCCCCAGACGGAUUCAUGGAUUGGACUGGCUCCUCUUAGUGUUCCCCGAUACGAGUUUGGAGUGGCAGUUCUGGACCACAAAGUGUACGUGGUGGGAGGCAUUGCCACACACAUGCGUCAGGGAAUUAGCUUCAGGAGACACGAGAGCACAGUGGAAAGCUGGGACCCCGAGACAAACACUUGGUCCUCGGUGGAGCGUAUGGCGGAGUGUCGCAGUACCCUCGGGGUGGUGGUUCUGGCCGGAGAACUCUACGCCCUGGGGGGAUAUGAUGGCCAGUAUUACCUUCAGUCGGUGGAGAAAUACGUCCCAAAGCUGAAGGAGUGGCAACCUGUGGCACCCAUGACAAAGUCCCGCAGCUGCUUUGCCACAGCUGUGUUGGAUGGCAUGAUCUACGCGAUUGGAGGUUACGGCCCUGCACACAUGAACAGCGUGGAGCGCUAUGACCCCAGCAAGGAUGCCUGGGAAAUGGUAGCCCCCAUGGCAGACAAGAGGAUCAACUUUGGAGUGGGGGUGAUGCUUGGCUUCAUAUUUGUGGUUGGCGGACACAAUGGAGUGUCCCACCUGUCCAGCAUUGAGAGGUACGAUCCUCACCAGAACCAGUGGACAGCUUGCAGACCAAUGAAUGAACCUCGCACCGGUGUGGGCUCAGCCAUUGUGGACAACUUCCUGUAUGUAGUAGGAGGCCACUCCGGGUCGUCCUACCUGAACACUGUCCAACGUUACGAUCCCAUCUCCGACAGUUGGUUGGACUCGAGUGGCAUGAUGUACUGCCGCUGUAACUUUGGUCUGACCGCCCUUUGACCCACAGAGAUGCCAGCUAGGACUCGCUGAAGCUACUUGGACACAGUUACCUUGCCCUCGUCGUCUUCUCCUGUUUUCCCGCAUUAAUCCUCCAGGUGCAGAUGAGUGGAGCUGCACGCGAAGGAGAACAUGCCGUUACUUUCCGGAUGGAUGAAUGUGCAGGGGACCACAGUCACUGCUUCAGAGAUGACCAAAGGCACGAAGUCAAGAGCAGACGUUUGGGUGGGGAGCGGCCAACGUAGAGAUGACCGCUCUUCUGCAGUCGAGUCGCGUCCCAGGGACUUGUGGGAUUGUUCACGAAGUUUCUGUUGGCAGACACUUUAGUUGUCCGUCGUGUCGCGAACAUCAGAGACGUCAAAUGUCUCUGGUUUUUCUGCUGCAACCAGAACAGUUUGUUCAAAGUUUUUUGACAAACAGUUUGCUUGUGCAUUAGUAGGAGUCUGCAGUUGUUGGCCAUGCAGCGUGUUUGCUCAACAGGUACAUGCAUGUCAGAUAGGACUGUUUACUUUGUGACACAUUUGUGUGCAGAACUGAGGCUCAGAUUGAGAAGUUUCUGCAUCCAAAUGACUGCUUCACCCAAAAAAGAAGCAAUGUUUAAAGUCUUUAUAUUUUUCUCAAAAAAAAAGGGCUGCCUUUUCUUUUUAUGUGUAUAUAAUAUAAAUGAAGUAUAUAGAAAAUAAUAUAUCCUUUAGUGCAUUGCCUGUGUGUUUUUUUUUUUUUUGCACUGAGUCAUCAAGGUGUGCUCCAAUGUGUGUAGUUUGAUUCCCAGAGUCACUUUAGUUGUGAGAUGCCACUCGUCGUGGCAAUGUUCAGAAAUUCUGUCUCCUGUCGCAUCGGUCCAGUGUCGGUUACACUAAGUGGUGCUAUAUUUAGAAUUCAGGAUUCAGCUAUUUGCAUUGCUUCACAUUUUUACUUCUGUUUGGCUGCUGCUACGUUAGACGUCCUUAAUGCACAAAAACUACAAGGCUCCAGACAAUGCAAUAAAAUAGUCUGUUGAAAGGGAAACUGUUCUUAAGUCAGCGAUAUGUUUUACUUUUUUUUUAAUAUCCUUUUUUAUUUUCAUUUAUAUACUUUUACUAAGCAUUUGACUUCCCAAUUGGAGAAACAGAGUUUUGUGCCCUAAUGUGGCAGUCUUGCUUUUCUGUGGUAACUGAUCACAGCUUUGUGUUAAGUGCCAAACUUUUUUUUUUUUUGAUAUACUUUUAAAGCAUUAAAACUGAACAGGAUCUUCAUGUGCCACAUUUAAAACGGCUUCUUUUCAUUCUCAAAGCGAACUUCUUAGCAUUUCUCGUUUCCGUGUGCUGGUGUGGAUGCAGAAGCACUGUGCGAGCCAACUUGCCGCCGUCACGACUCCUGUGUGUUUUGGACAUUAGUCUCGGUGACUGGAAGCUCAUUGAGGGUGUUGCUGUGCAGACUGUUGCUCCACUUGGUGACACAAAAAUGCACAGCUGUAGCAGAAAGCCUGAACAGAAGGCGGCGUGUGCGUUGCUCAGUCUCUGUGUUGCUUCGUCCACCAGGGUUUGCACAAAGGUGGAACCUUUAAGCUGGCUCUGGGUUGCACUUACUCUUUGAUACACAUUGUAAUUUGUUUGUACGUUGGAAGCUAAUGGCAUUUAGAUGAUGCAAUAAUACUUGUGUUCUCCAUGUUUGUGUCUUUCAAGGCCAAGGCGUCUCAUUAUUGCUGUUACACAACUCGAUGUGGCAUGUUGGCUAAUAAUGUGGACAUGUGACUCCAAAUGGUACCACUUUUUUUUGUGUGUGCUGCAUGUCAGUCCCUCUUUACGUGGCAUGUUGUCUUUGAUUUGUUUUUUUUUGCAUACUUUAAAAUUGUAGCUACCACCAUAAACUUUGUAAACAUGCCCCCCCCCUUUCCAUCCCUGUUUUAAAUCACGAAAAGCUGCGUUUGCCUCUAGCUAAAGUCAGCUUGUUGAUCACUAUUUUUCUGUAGGAUCUGUUUUAAUCAGAUCAAAAGAAACGAUCCUUCAAAUGUCAUUUUGUGUUAAAAUCCCAUUUUGUCCAAAGUUGUUUUUUUCAGCACUGAUCACGCAGGCGUAAUGAUGUGCUGGCGUUCAUGUACCAUGUUGUGACAAAGUACAAUUUCAGCAAAAGAGAAUCUGCAAAAGAAUAAGUUUAUUUUUAAUUAUUUGUUGUCACCGCCACUCUCACCAAAGUGCUUGUAUACAAAAACCUGGUAUGCAAUGAGCCGCCCGUUUACGUUCCAAUUGGGGUGAACUCCCUUGAUCCUCCGCUACUUUUUGCAUUUCUCCAUUGUGUGUCUGGAAUGAGGUUGGCCUUUUCUUUCCUGUGGAAAAAUGCUGGAAGUAUGUACAAACAUUCUAAAGAUGUAGCCGAUCACAUUUGAGGACAUUUUCCAUACAUCUCAGCCAGUUUUUGUGGUGCAGUUGUACCCAGUUUAAAAAAAUAAAAUAAAUGCUUGCCUUAAGGUA
Molecule: messenger RNA, 4370 nt
Organism: Oryzias latipes (Japanese medaka)
Lineage: Eukaryota; Metazoa; Chordata; Actinopteri; Beloniformes; Adrianichthyidae
Gene: klhl28
Product: kelch like family member 28
Molecular function (GO): protein binding
Source: RefSeq, a predicted model, not a curated record